AUGUCAAGAGUCGCCCAAUUAGAUUCCUCGGCUCUGGACCAAGAGAUUCACAGCUUAUUCUGGUCAGAGUUCACUCAAAAUAUCAGCCCGGGCAAAAAUAAGGAAGAGUGGCAGCUUGCUUUAGAAACUUUGGUAUUUUAUUUUGGAUCUAAAUAUGCGCCAAUUGAUCAAGGAACGACAACCUAUGGUUCGCAAUUAAGUGGGGUCAAAUUUGCAUGCAAAAGACGGACCCUCUUUAUCAUAAGUAUACUUUCCAAAUACUUAAACUCCCGAAUAUCACAUCUAUUGUUCACUACAAGUGCUACUAUAAGACUUAUAGAUGCCUACAGAUACCUAUCUCACAUUUACUCGGCACUAGAUCUACUAAAUUUUGCUCACUUCCUGUUUUCAACUAGCUCGACAGGUCUCAAAUACCUUUCCCCAUUGCACCGGAUAUUAGGAGUUUCAUCGUCAACAGACACUCUUAAUCCUAUAAACUUUUAUCAUGAAACAGUCUAUGCCGGCAUAGAAUAUCAAAACAGACAGCUUUUGUGGAAUGCAAUACUUGAGCUGUUCAACGUAACAUUGCUGAACAAUGCCAGAUGGCUCAAUAGAAAACCACAAACACAAACAAUACUUUCAGGACAAGAUAAAAGAGUAGUCCAUUGUCCCAGAUGUUCGGAGUUUCCGACUAAUCCAUAUAAGCUUUCGUGCUGCAAAACAAUUUACUGCUACAUUUGCGUGGUAAAAUCUCUAGAAAUUGGCCAAUGUGAUAAUUGCAACUCGUCAAACGAACUGCAGGCAACACCAAUCUACUAA
Molecule: messenger RNA, 798 nt
Organism: Torulaspora delbrueckii
Lineage: Eukaryota; Fungi; Ascomycota; Saccharomycetes; Saccharomycetales; Saccharomycetaceae
Gene: PEX2
Product: ubiquitin-protein ligase peroxin 2
Exons: 1
Coding region: 1-798 (265 amino acids)
Biological process (GO): protein import into peroxisome matrix
Cellular component (GO): peroxisomal membrane
Molecular function (GO): zinc ion binding
Source: RefSeq, a predicted model, not a curated record